Molecule: messenger RNA, 8083 nt
Organism: Megachile rotundata (alfalfa leafcutting bee)
Lineage: Eukaryota; Metazoa; Arthropoda; Insecta; Hymenoptera; Megachilidae
Product: Z band alternatively spliced PDZ-motif protein 52
Biological process (GO): heart development; muscle structure development; actin cytoskeleton organization
Cellular component (GO): adherens junction; stress fiber; filamentous actin
Molecular function (GO): muscle alpha-actinin binding; actin binding
Source: RefSeq, a predicted model, not a curated record
GAAUCGGAUGGAAGGAAGGCAGCCAGGCUAGGCCCCGCUGGCCGACUGACCGUCCUCGACGUCUGUUCUACCUUUACUCCGGUCUGCGCGUUCUUCAGGAACGUUCGUGCCGUUCUACCAAACCGCGCGAUUCCGCCUCGCUAAGGCAGACGUCAACCGUGACCGCCGGCCGCCGGUGCAACUGCAACGUGUAUUCUUUUGUCCUCUCGUUCGACCAGUUCGCCGUAUAAUCAGUUAUUUUGUUUUCAAACGUUAAACGAACUCUUCUUCUUCGUCAACUUUGUUCGCCGAUUACGCCAGCAGUUUUUGUUUAUCUUCUUUUUCCCUCUUUUCUCUCGUCUCGAUCGAACAGAAUCAAGUGAUAUGGCACAGAUCAGCGUCAAGCUGUCCAGAUUCGAUGGAUCCCCUUGGGGUUUUCGUCUUCAAGGCGGCAAGGAUUUUGGCACUCCGCUGGUCGUGCAAAAGGUUAAUAGCGGCUCCCCGGCGGAAGCAGCUGGUUUGAAGGCCGGCGAUGCAGUUAUCAGGGUGAACAACACCGAGAUGUACAACCUGAGGCACAAGGACGCGCAGGAUGUUAUCAUGAGAGCUGGAAACAAUUUCGAGAUCACUGUACAGAGAGGUGGCGGUACCUGGAAGCCACACGUGUCUCCGAUAACUUCAACCCUUCCGUCGCCAUCGCCGACGUCGUCGGUUAGCAACAUUACGCCGGUUACGAAGACGUCGUUGGCAGCCAAGAAGCAAGACGGACCGCUCAUCGGAAGCGGUCAUAAUUUCAGUCCAAAGCCAUUCCUGAAUGGAACGGGAGAUGGCUCGAUCAAGUCCAUCGUUAACAAACAGUACAACAGCCCCGUCGGUAUCUACAGCGAAGAAACGAUCGCGGAAACGCUCUCCGCGCAAGCGGAAGUUCUGGCUGGAGGCGUUCUCGGUGUCAACUUUAAAAAGAACGAAAAGAACUACAACGCCGAGAACAGCGAAGUGUUCAAAAUGGUCCAAGAGGCGGACAAAGAACCAAAGACACCGGAACCUGUACCAUCGAGAACAGAGUUUUACUCGUCGGUGAGCCACGCCGUUGGCGGAAGGGCCACUUCGCCGAGAUCACCCACGCCUCUAUUUCAUGCCCUCCAUGGCGUUGGCCCGGAUAUCAAUUCCGAUGAAUAUUCGUCGAGACGUCAACCGCAACGUCAGCAGUCCUCCUCUUCCUGCUCGGGCUCGUCGAGCGUCGUUUGUAGCAACUGCGACCGUGUGAUCGUGGGUGUCUUCGUCAGGAUUAAGGAGAAGAAUCUUCACGUAGAAUGCUUCAAGUGCUCUACCUGUGGCACUUCCUUGAAGAACGUCGGUUAUUACAAUAUCAACAAUAAAUUAUAUUGCGAUAUUCACGCGAAACUAGUCGCCAGGCAAAAUGCGCCUUCCGGAAUGGUUCCAAUUACCAUACCACCAGGUGGAAAAGCUCCAGCGAGCACCAUUUCCGCUGCACUCGCGAAUGCACCGCUGUCUCCACCUCUAAGUAAUCACGCGUCGUCGCCUUUACCGUUCUCGGCUUGCAAUCGUACGAGCCCCGAUUACGGAUACCCGAAUAGUCAGCUAUCGUCCCUGAAUAGGAACGGAUGCAUCAGCAACGGCAACUGUCACUGGGAAUCGAAAACGUUUACGAGCACGAUCACCAUUCAAACGGGUUCCACAGAGCCCACCCGCCUUGGCACCUCGCCCAUCGAACCACCCAGUUUCCGAUCAGUCCAGGCGCCAACGUCUAACAAUCUAAUCGGUCCAAAGCCCUUCGGCGGAUCCAGUGCUUUGUCCUCGCCACCGCUAGCAAAUUCAGGAAACAGCACUCUUCCACGACCACAAAGUCAAACAGUGACUGAAACCACCGAGACCCACGAAAAGUCCUACUAUUACGAGCUGGUCGAUACAAAGACCGAGACCCGUCCGAGUUCCGUCAAAGCCAAAAGCCUCUGUUGGCCACCGCCAAAGCCUAUCGAGGACAUAACGUAUCCCACCGCUAGUCCCUUGUACAUCGACCCAAAUCCGGUUCUCGACAGAAGAAACGUGCAAGCGGUGAAAGAGAAGAAGGCUUGCAUCGAGGCUUGCGAAAGAGCGUUGAGGAGGAGGAGCGAAAGCACCGAUCGCGAGGUCGAAAGGGUCAGCAGACAGUGUUACCGUUUCGACGAGGAUCCGAUGGAUCGGGUCAGUUGUCCAGGACCCACUUACAGGAAAGUGGAGCUGGUGGAAACCACCGGCAGACAGUCUAGAAGCGAGGUAACCUCGAGGCCCAGCUCGACCGACAGCGUCAGAAGAUCGUUGACGCCUACAAGAAUCGUUCAACCAGUGCCCAAACCAUGGACAGCCACUGUGACGACCGGAAGUAAUCUGUACGAGCAAAGUUACGGUGGAACGGAACCACCGAAGGUCUGCAAGAAGUUCCAUCAGAAGGAAAUCUGUCAACGGGAAAAGAUCUGCGAGAGGAACCAACCGUUCCGGGAGGAACAUCGUUCGUACCGCUCCGAAUACUGUCGAACGGAACAAACGGUCUGCGAGAAACCACCGCUUCCGGUUCAACACACGGUUAAGCAGCAGGAGACCAAGGAAGAGAUCAGAGAAGUCGACGAGGAGGUGACCGACUUGAGACCGGCCGACGAGAUCGAAGACGACGACGAUGGCAAAAUCAGAGGCGAACACGAUUUCGUUACGGAAAUUUCCGAGGAAGACGUGGACGGAAUGCACGUUAAGAAGAAGAUGACGCUCGAGAAGACCAUCGAGAAGAUUCCGUCGCCCGCGCGACCCAGCACGCCGAUGAUAGAGGAGCCCCAGGCAACGGAGCAAACCGAAGAGACCUAUUCGAGAAAGACUGCCACGCACAUCGAGAGAGAAGUCGAAGAUACCGAAGAGAAGACGGUCGUCGAGUCCGCGGAAGUGGUCACCUCGGCGGUGGACGUUCAGCAGCUGGUAGAAAAGGCCAAACAGGAGGAAGAGGAGCGGAAGAGAGAGGAAGAAGAGGAGGAAAGACGAAAACAAGAAGAGGAAGAGAGGAAAAAACGAGAAGAAGAAGAACAAAGACGACGACGUGCCGAAGAGGAGGAACGAAGGAGGCAGGAGGAAGAGGAACGCAGCAAACACGUGACUUUCGACGAAGAAGUCGAGGAGGUUAGGGAACAUCCGCUAGGAAGAACCGUGGUCCGCGAGGAGAGAGUGACGGAAGCCGAAAGCGACACGCCCGGACGCAAGAAACUGAUCAAAGAGACAUACGAGGAGAUCACGGAGGAGGUGUUGGUCCAGGAACGCGUCAGAAGGAAAGAAAUCGAGGACGAACGCAGGAAGAGCUUGAGAGAACAGGUAGAAGUCCAUCAAAGUUUGAGAGAUCAGCAAGCGCCCAAAGAUCGACGCGUGUGUUCGAAAUAUCCGCCGGCACAGGAAGUAAUGGAGACGAACAAGAAACGAGUGCAAUUCGUGAAGCAGACUGACUCUGGUCCGAAACCCAUACCGCACUCUGCUCUUCAGAACUCCACUCCCAAAGAGUGGAAGUCCGAAAUGGUGAACGCCUUGACCACGGCGCCUGAUCGACCUUUCACUCCCGUCAGCACCUCUACGAGCGUCAGAGAAGUUUUCACGGAAGAGACGAUAUACUUGGAUCACAGAUGUCGACCGAAACCACCGCCAGAGCCGAUACGACCCAUUUCGCCGUUCCAGGAGGCGCUCACGAUCGCCCCGGAGCGUCCUUACACCCCUCUCAGUCGCGAAAUUGGUCCGGACGACAGGAACGUCGGUAGUCGAUCUCAGACUCCCAGUCUUCAGGACGGAGGCAAAUACCCGCCACCAGCCGGUAUCCUUUACGGCGAAACCAGACCCAAAGAAAUCCCACCGUCUCCUAAACCCUGCACUCCGCGGCCAUUGCCGACUCCGCCGCCAGACUUCAAACUGAGGGACAGGUCCGCGUCGCCCGUGAGGUCUCGUCCUCAAACUCCCUGCAGCAAGGGUAUAACUGCCACUCUGAAGAAACCCGACACCAUACCUUCUUAUCAGAGAUACCUGGUAGCCACGAGGAGGGACGCGGUCGAGAGUCAAACCUACGUACCGAGUAGAACACCGACGCCUACCCCGGCAAGAUCGAAGUCGCCCGCUCACGGACCACCGGAACCUCCGUCUUGCUACACGCCCCGUGCCCAUGCCCCGAGAAUCAGGGACGAUCCUCCCGCGAAACAUAGCUCUAUACACUUCCCGACGAAGAAGAGCGUCUCUUACAAGGUCGAGGAGGACACGGACGAAGGGCAUAGAAAGGCGGAGUACGCGGCUAGCAAGACCGUCGACUUCGACGAGAAACGAACCGACGAUCCGGGCAGAGAACCCACGGACGCGGUGCACGCUCAAUACCAAGAGAAGCGAUACAUGACCAGCGAGGAAACCAACGAACAGAAGCUCUCGUUGACGAAGAGAUCGCUCGAGGUUACCGAAGACUUCGAGAGGUGCGAGAGAAGGGUGCCGGCCAGGCCCCUGCCCGAACCUCGGCAGAAAUCGUUGUCCACGGAAGACUCGUCGAAAGGUUCGUGCGCUAUAGGCAGAACGAGUCCUUGCAAAUUGACUCUGCCGUGCCCUUUGUCCGACAAAGAGAAGAGUUCCAGUGCGCAACCGGUGUACACCAGCUCGACGGAAGUGCGUCACGUGAGCUACGGUGCUCCUCCGUGCAAACCAUGCCCGGACACGGGGCUGACGGUGUUACCGUGCAAAGCCCACUCCGAUCAGGGCACCAAGGCGGGCGUCGUGGUGGUACCUUGCGAAGGGCCUAGACCCUGUUGCCAACAGUCGGGCGUCUGCGUUGUCCCGACGGCGGAUCGUUCGGGAGUCUGCGUGUCUCCUUGCCCGGGCAUGCAAUCCGGAAGCUGUGGUCAGCCGGAAGGACGCUGCGGUCGAGAAUCAGCCUGCGAGAUCGAGAUUCCUUCGGGAUGCCCGGACUCCGGGGUCUGCGUAGCGCCUUGCGGCGACGGUUCCGUCUGCGUGGCACCCUGCACCAAGCCUGGACUACCGCCGUCGAUGUCGAAGCUUCCUUUCCCUCAGAUCCCGUUCCCGUACGAGAGCCCGUCCCCCUCGCCUUGCAAAAGCUCUUUCGAACCUAUUCACAAGCCUCGCACUAACUUGAGUGGGCAGCUCGCGCGACUCACCGCUAAAACCGGUCGCAACGCACCUACUGUUCAGUUGUACAAACCCCAAGCUCAAACAGAAUCGCAGGCUUGUUGCGAGAGCAAAAGUUUUUGUAGCAAAACCCAAUGUUACCGAUCCACCGAAACUCGUUGUCAGACGAGUGGUCAAUGUUCGAUCAACACCCGCUGUCGAACCGGGAAUCAAUGUGAGACCCAGAAUCACUGUCAGGACGGUAUCCAUUGUUCCCCGUCUAGUACUGCCCAGAGUUUAGUAGACCCACCAAAUUUGUCAUCCCACCCGGAUCUAGGUACCGGAAUCGGUGGUCUCGGUGGUGCCGGCUCGAAGAGCGGAUCUUUCGCUGGUAGCAGCGCACCGAAACGUGGACGGGGAAUACUCAAUCAAGCUACUGGACCGGGAUUACGGUUACCCCUCUGCGCCCAUUGCAACUCAUACGUCAGGGGACCUUUCAUCACCGCUUUGGGACAAAUUUGGUGCCCUGAUCACUUCGUGUGCGUGAACACUCAAUGUCGUCGACCUCUUCAAGAUAUCGGUUUCGUCGAGGAGAAGGGGCAACUCUAUUGCGAAUAUUGCUUCGAACGUUUCAUCGCUCCAAGUUGCAACAAAUGCAACAACAAGAUCAAAGGCGAUUGUCUGAACGCGAUUGGAAAGCAUUUCCACCCUGAAUGCUUCAAAUGUUCCUAUUGCGGCAAGCUUUUCGGCAACAGCCCGUUCUUCCUCGAAGAAGGACUACCCUACUGUGAAGCUGAUUGGAACGAGCUGUUCACAACAAAAUGUUUCGCGUGUGGAUUCCCGGUGGAAGCUGGAGAUCGCUGGGUAGAAGCUCUUAACAACAACUACCACAGUCAGUGUUUCAACUGCACGAUGUGUAAGAAAAACCUGGAAGGACAGAGUUUCUACGCGAAGGGCGGUCGUCCCUUCUGUAAAAAUCACGCGCGUUAAAACCUCUCCAAUCUUUCAUCCUAAUGAACGAAAGAAGAAAAGGCGGAGAAUAGAAGAAAGGGUCAAAAGAAAAAAGAAUAGGAAAAGUCGAAAAAAAAAAUAAUUAACUUUACCAGCACGAAUUAUUUCUUGUUCUUAUCGUACACUUUCGGUCGACGACAAUUAGAGAGCAAACGACGCCGAAUAAUCAUAGAACGAUUACGAACGAAUUAAUUAUAGUCGCUCCUGCAACAAUUCAGAGUCGAUCGAAGAUAAAACAAAGUGUCCUUCGUACUUUAAGGAUCGCAGCUCCGGAACGAUCGCGUUUCUUCGGAUUUCCGUGCCUCCAGCUUUUACGAUAAUUCCGUUUAAAAGCGGUAAUUGUUCGACCGAAUUCAAAACGACAAUUGACAAAUGCAUGGCAAAAUAUUGACUAACCGGUUCAACCAGAAAGGUAAUGCUUAUUUACAUGAAUUAGCAAUUAAUUUCCAACGAGGAAAUAAGGUCACGUAACUCGCAAACUUUAAAAGUUCGAGUUAGAUUUCAGACUUUCACAUCGAACAUUUUUAUUUUACGCUAUCUUGAUUCGUUGAGUUUCGGUUCUAAAAAUGACCUUUAACGGGAAUAUUCCCUAAAAAUAACUUCUCGAAAAUGCAUAAACGUAUACAAAGUUCUCUCGCUUUCGUGUCGACAUUUCAUGGUUAAUCGUUGGGUUAGAGCAACCAUAAAAUGUCAGUGGGAACUAUGUUCAUUGCCUUGCAAUUUGGUAUCUGUGACAAGUAUUAGCGUUUCCGGUGGCUUCGAAUACCUAGCGUAAUCGUUACCGCAGAAAAUUCUGCAACGAACGCGCAUCAGCUUGGUCUCCUGUUUUUGAAUCACGCAAAGGUCACGCGAGCAAUUAGUAUUACGGAUAUUAUCACAUAUUUCAUACUAUCAAGGUACACGGUGAUCGCGUCGUUACGAAAAUGGCUGCCUCCUUGGAGAUUCGAAGGAAACUGACCCGAGUUUCGAUAAAAAUUCCGACGAAAGACGCUCGAGAUAUUUCGAGCGUUGUUCGUUCGAUCGAACAUUCGGGUUUUACUAGUCAAUCAUCGAUAAUGCUCGAAAGUGCUGAUCUACGAAUUCGAGAGAACGCGUGAGCGCAGGAAAUAAAAGAAAAAACGAUGAAUAGGAUAUAAUUCUAUGCACGCGGAUCAUCGAUUAACUCGAUAGCUUUAACCCUCUAAUACGGGACUCCCAAACUUUCGUGGAUGAAAGUUUUCAAAGCUGUAAUAUUUCGAACAUCCUAAAAUUCCGAAGCAAUAAGCCUCGAAAUCACGAAAAUUCAAAGUUUCAAAAUUGCACACUGCUAAAGUUGCGAAUUGUUCGGGAUUCCCAUUAAGUAGGUUAGAGGGUUAACGAAUUAAAAAGAGAACUAGAGUCCUCGUUAAUCAUUCGACGUAACUUAUUUUACCCUGAAAUCAGGCCGAUUCAAGACGACCGCGGGAUAACCGCGUUUCGGAUCGUACGUAAGUUUCCGCAAAGCCGGAUAAAAAUCCUAUCGCGACGAAAAGAAAAAAGAAAAUCUCUACACGCUGGUACGUUGAAACUUGAAUCGUUUUAAACUGCCUCGUUUUCAGGGUACACGAUGAUAAAAAGUGAUGAACGAGUUUCUUAACUCGUACUCGAUAGCAGUUGCCAUAUUAUCAUUUUAGACAAUGUUACCGAUUUUUCUGUGCCAUCGUCGUGGGCUCGUGUCAAAAGCUUGCGAAUCGAAGGGCGAUAUAUUUAAAUGUACGUUGUAUAGUUUAGUAAGUAACGAGAGAGAAAAUGAAAACGAUAUAUCGAAGAAUUCAUUUGAUCGAAAUUAAGUCGAUUUCUUUCAACAGCGUUAGACAUUGCUAUUCGAACGUCGAAGAUGCAAUGUCGCGAUUAGAAUUAAUACUAAUUAGAUCGACUGCUGGCUGAAUAUCGCACGAGCCUUUGUAUCCGUGUUACGUGUUGCUUACAAUAAAAUAAAAUAAAAUCAAAAGUU